Hydra vulgaris (swiftwater hydra) is the source of this 8481-nucleotide messenger RNA. Its product is annotated as location of vulva defective 1. The record is from RefSeq and is a predicted model, not a curated record. Lineage: Eukaryota; Metazoa; Cnidaria; Hydrozoa; Anthoathecata; Hydridae. Gene Ontology annotation, biological process: detection of mechanical stimulus; kidney development. Gene Ontology annotation, molecular function: protein binding; calcium channel activity. Gene Ontology annotation, cellular component: membrane.
UAAGAAAUGAAUAUAUGAAGGAUUAUAGAAAAAAGAAAAGAGGUUAUAUGAAAAAAAAAGCUUAAAGACAAGAAAUUAAAAUUUAUAAACAUGAAAUAUUGGCUGCCACUCACAAUCUUUUGCAGUGGAUUCAAGUCAGCACUCUUGGCUUGUACAAAUGAUACCUCAACAGACUUCCAAUUAACUUCAAGUGGGUAUCACGUUGAGUCUCUAGUAUCAUGCGUUACUGCUUGCAACUCCUACACUCCACCAGGAAUUUUUUCCUAUGCUUUUUUUCUUGAAGGAUAUCUUUGUUUCUGCAGAAAUGCUUCAUAUCCGCAAUUAAAUUUAUCUAACUUCAACAGUCCUUGUGUUAAAAGUACAUGUUUAGAUAAUAACAAUGGUUCGGAUUGUUCUUUAAGUAGCUAUGAAGUUUUGCUGCUAUCAUUAGGUAUUGUUAAAUGGAGCAUUUCUUAUAACCCUGUGGUUGCACUUGUUGAUAACGAAGUUCAAAUAAACACAAAUAUAUCAAUAGGUGAUGCUUCAAGUGCUUUUGUAAUACCAAAACCUAAUGACUUACCACUGAGAGUACAAAAUGUCAAUGGUUUGACAGUUAAACGGAUUUUUUAUUUACCUGGAUUACAGAUGUGGUCUCAGGAAAUUGGGAAUAACUUUACUGACCCAUUUGUUGCUACAACCUGGAUACAAAUUGAUGAAAAAGUUGGUGGUAUUUACAUUAUUCCAUCCAUGGUUCAAGUUAAUGGUUUUUAUAAUUUCUUUUUGGUUAUUACACAAGGAACUAACAUUAGUGUAACACUCUUGCUUCCAAUGAAUAAAACUUUAUUUUUUAAUGCAGAUAUUAUUCGUUUAAUUUAUGGAUUUGAAAUCAACCUUAUCACUGAAACAAAUUUAAUAGGUAGCUGUAGUCUUUCGAAUGGACUUUUUUUAAAAAAUGUUAUUUUAACAUAUGGACGUUUCACAAAAUUAAAGCUGAAUGUUUUUUCACAAGGAAGUUUAAUUAUUUUUAUUUUGAGACCACAAUGCAAUACUUCUACAUCUUUCUGCACCUUUGCAAUGAAUUGCAAAAGUAGUUGUUUUGUAAAAAGAUUAUCGGGAGAUCAAACAAAUCAACUAAAUAAUCAAACAUCUGUUACAGCUUUGGUUGUUAAGAGGUUUUUAUUUUUGCUAAAUGAUACUGGAGUUAUUGAGAUACCAAUUCAAAACCGUAAUAAUGAUGUUCAAGAAAAUGACAUGGUAUGGAUUGGUGGAAAUGCAAGUUUAUUUUGUAAUAAAACAAAGGAUUUUACGAGCACAAUAGAGGAUCUAAAAUAUAAAUCUAUGAAUGGAUUAGAGCUUGGAAAAACAGUUACUUUUUCUACUAAUGACGUUCCCAACAAUAGUUUAUAUAUAUCUUUUUUUAUAUCAAAGCCGUUUGAAUAUAUGUUUCAAGUACCAUCAAGUACAGUUGGAAUAUUUAAUUUCACAGUUAAUGCUUUUAAUCACAUUACACCUUCUCAACCAAUUAGUUACAUUUAUAGUUUUCAGGUUCCUGUUACUAAUCUAAAUUUUGUACCUGCAAAACCAUAUAGUUCUUCUGUUGCAGGAUAUAAGCCUAGUAGUUUAAUACAGUUACAAGCUGCAAUAGACAAUGGAACAGAUGUUGUGUAUAUGUUUGAUAUUCCAGCUCUUAAUUAUUCUCAAAAUUCAACUGAUUUUAUUUGUUAUGCUGAAGCUAAAUAUUUAGGUGUUUUCACUGUAUUUUUGACAGCAGCUAACAAGAUAAGCUCUCUCAAUACUUCAAUUAAUGUUGCAGUUUUGUCUCAAAUGAGAAGUUUUAAUUUGUAUGUUGAAAAAUAUUUACAAAAGAAUAUUGCUUUUUAUGUGACUAUAACCAUAUCCAAUGGAAACAAUUUAAACUUGACAAUUGAUUUUGGUGAUGGAACCUUUUAUAAUCAAUCUAAUAUUGAUGCCACUGGUGCUAAUGGAUUCACUUUAAAUGUCAAUCAUACGUAUAAGGUGUGCACAAAGUUUGUAAUUUUUGCUUCCGCAAUAAACAACGUUUUAAAUGGAGAUAUCAUUGGCAAGACAUUGUCUAGCACCACUAAUGUAUCAGUAUUUUGCCCACCAUCAGUUUUAAAUGUAAUAACUACACCCAUUCUUUCACAAAAUGGAUAUGUUCUGUUAUCCAUCAACAGCUUUUUAAUACUUACUAUAUAUCAAAAUACAGGAUCAUAUUUGCUAUACUCAAUUGAUUGGGGUGAUGGUAGCGAUGUCACCUACAAUAAUCAGACUAUGAAUUCAAAUCCUGUUUCAUUCCAAGUGCAACAUAAUUAUACAACAGAGAAUGUAUUUAGCAUUUCUAUAACAUCUAAGAAUUUAUUGUAUAACACAAGCAGAAUAAUUAGUGUGAUGGUAAAAGACUGUACUGUGCCACCAAUUAGUUUUUAUUAUGGAACAUAUUCAAGUCCAAUGACCAUUUUUCGAAGUGUUGGAGCAGAUUUAACUGGUGUUGUAGCAACUAUUGAUCCUUUAUGUAAAAAUGAUAGUUUUACUAUUCAGUGGCAUCUAACCAAUUUAGUUUCAAAACCUAAAGUAACUAAUGGUAUUCAAGUCCAGCAAAAAAUUACUUACACAGUUGAAAAAAAUUUAUUUGACUUUGGUCUUUACAAUUUGUCAUUGGUUUAUAAUUAUGGGAUAUAUAGUAGUGUUUAUACUGCAUACUUUAACGUUACGCAUUUACCUUUGCAUAUAAAUAUUGAUAAAGGAUUUUUUAACUCUGUUGCAUACAAGAAAAAAGUAGGAAAUGAUAGUUUUCAUCAAAACUUUACAAUAAGUGCAAAGUCUAGUUAUGAUCCUGAUGAUCCAAUAAUUGGAAUUCAAAAUAUAACUUUUAUGUGGAGAUGUAAAAUUGCCUCGAAUUUUUCAAAUGCUUUGGAAGUCAUGGGAAAUUUUACACUUUUGAAUUUGACAUACAAAAGCGAUACAUGUUUUAAUCAAACAUGGAUGAAUAUUUCUUCUAAAACUAGCAUGAACUUUAGUACACAGCAAUUUUUAGAAGGUUUGAGUUAUCAUUUUGAGGUUUGUGGAACAAAGAAUGCGGGAAAAGAUAUUUACUCAAAUAUUAUAUUCAAAAGUAACUGUUUCAUUCAAGAAGUCUUAAUCAUCUCUCAAGGUUUACCAACUAUUUCUGUUAAAUGUAUAUCCAACUGUGAGGAAAAACUGAAUUUUAUGGAUCGUGUCAUAUAUUCUUUUGAUUGUGAGGAUUGCGGGUUUCAAAGACUAACAGGACUUUGGACCAUUAAUGACAAUACUGGGAAAGUUCCUCCUGAGCUAGAAGUUCACAAUGCUACAACUACAGGUUUUCGACUUCCCAGUCUUGUAAUAAACAGAAACAUUUUACUUGAGAAAAAAGACUACACAUUUUACUUAGAAGUUGGUUAUGCAGAUUCUUUAAAAAGAAUAAAGUUUAAGUUCAUUAAGUCUACAUGUUCACAGCCGACUCCAGGUGUUUGUUAUGUUUAUCCAACUGAAGGAUAUGUUCUUGAAACAAAGUUUAAAAUUGUUUGUAGUGAUUGGACUGAUUCAGAUCAGUUUCUAAGCUACACUUUUUGUUAUGAUGAUGGUAAGAUACAACGUAUAAAUGUUAGUAGUACGCCUACUCUUGAUUAUCCUAUAUUAAAUGCAGCAUCUACUGAUCAACCAAGUUUAAUUAACUUUAUGAUGGGUCCUGGUGAUCCAAACAAUGAUUACAAAAUCAAGAUUCUCAUAAAAGUGAGUGGUAAAUACCAAGCAUAUACAGAAUACAACAAGCUAUUUAUCAAUGUACGUCCUAAUAAUAAACUUGUAAAUGUGACAGACUUGGUUAAUGGUAUCAAUAUGAAUGAUACACAAAGUGUUGCUAAUAUAGUUCAAGCCAUAAGUUCUACUGUAAAUAAAAAUGCAGCAAGUUUUUAUAACAACACGCUAUCUCCUUCAAAUGAAUUUUCUGGUAUGGUUGAUAACGAUGCUGUACUUUUAAAAAAGCAGCAAGAAUUAUCUAAUUUGCAAAAUUUACGCACAAAUGUAAUUAAUUUACUUGGCAAUACCACUAUCAAUGAUUUGAGUUCUUUUAAAACCAUUGGGGAUGCAUUGGCUAUAUCUUCACAAAAUCCCAUGGAAUUGAUUCCACAAUCUCAGCAACAAGCUUCAAACAUUGUUACAAGAAUGGCAAAACUCCUCACUCCAGAUAAUCUUAAAAGCAUCGGAGCAGACAAAUUUGACAUAAUAACUCAACCAUUUCUCAAAUCAAUUUCCAAUUUACUUCAAACAAAUUUAAAACAAAGUUUAACAAAUGAAUUAGGUCAUCCUACUCACCAAACAGAAAUAUCAAAUCAUGUUGAAGGAAAUAUGGCAUUAGAGUUGUUAAAAUCUUUGGAUAAUCAUCUCUUAGCAGCACAGUUUUAUAAAGUUCCAGGGGAAAAUGCAACUCUGGGCGAAACAAAUCGGUUUAAAUUUAUGCUAAGAAAAGAGUUUGCAACUGAGUUAAGCAACACAUCAUUUGGUUCUACUGAUGAUGGCGGUUUUACUCUUCCAGAUUUUCAAGAUAUGUUUAAUGUGUCGGUGAAAAACCCACUGAUCUUAGCUAAUAAUGUUAGAAUGAAAGAUCUUGUUUACACAUUGGACACAAAUCGGUCCCAAUACAUUCUUUCUGAAACUCAAAGUCUUUCCUUUACUGGUCUUGAUGGUUUAUUAAUAAAAGUGAAAAAUACCUUAAAACCAAUCAACAUAACUAUUAAAAAUAUUCCUGAAAAAAUGAAUGGGAGAAAUAUAUCUUUAUCAAUGCCUGAUGAUGUAUACCUAGUAAGUCUACCAAUAACAUCACAUUGUAACAUGCUUCUAAAGAUUGUAUUUAAAAAUGAUCCAAAUAAUUUAACAAAUCUUAUUGUUUACAUUCAAUAUGGAAAAAUUGCAUCAAAACUUGAUUAUGAUAUAAUGCUGAAUAUUUCUGCUAGACAUGGUGUUGUCAUAACAAAAAAUACUUUUGCAGCAACAAGCAACAUUAGUCUCACUCCUAAAAAUGUGAAUAGUAAUAUGAGUGAGAAAAGUGAAAGCUUUUCUGGAACUUUUAAAAGAAAUCAAGAUGCUCGUCUUCUUGAUGAUGGUUCUCUAUUAUUAUGGAACUUUGUGUACUCAACCUAUGCAUUUACUAAUAAAAGUGAAUUGAAUUUCUUAUUUUCAUAUGCUGGUCCAAUGCCUGCUAAAAAUCAUGUUGAGAAUCCAUAUACGUAUGAUGAAGCAGAGUCAUUAGGAUCAUUUGACUAUGAAAUGUUAUCGUUUUGUACAGAAUGUAAUUAUUGGAAUGAGGAUGAAAAGAAGUGGAUGUCUGAUGGGUGUGAGCUUAAUGUUCUCAAUACCAGUUUUCUUUUCACAAAUUGUAAAUGCACCCAUCUUACUGCUUUUGGUGGAUUUUUUGUUGCUCCAAAUCCUUUACCAAAACUAAGUAUUGCUUUAAUCAAAAAAGGAUAUGUUUUACUUGUAACAGUUAUCAUAAUUAUUUUUUUGUGGAUUAUUGGAUUGGUAUUGAGCAGGAGAAUGGAUAAAAGGGAUGUUUCAAAGGUUGGUGUUUGCCCACUUCUUGAUAAUUUGCCGGAAGAUAAUUAUUUAUAUCAAAUAAUAGUAAAUACUGGUAACCGGAGAAAUGCUGGCACUAAAUCUAACAUUUUUUUUACUGUCACUGGUGAAAAUAAUGAUAGUGGAAUUAGACGUUUAAAAGAUUCUGAGAGAGAAUGCUUUCAAAGAUCAAGCUGUGAUAUGUUUAUAAUGACAACAAACAGUUCUCUUGGUGAUUUAGAUUAUAUAAGACUUUGGCAUGAUAAUAGUGGUGGGGGUUGGUAUCUGAAAGACAUUGUGGUUGUUGAUCUUCAAACUGAAAAGCAGUUUCUUUUUAUUAGUCAUCGCUGGAUUGCCAUAGAUCGCGGAUCAUGUAUGUUAGACUGCAUUAUACCAGUAGCGUCUACUGAAGAAUCUACAAAUUUUACUUAUGUUUUUACAUCUAAAGCAGAAAAUAAUCUUUCUGAUGAACAUUUAUGGUUUUCAAUUUUUGCUCGUCCACCUGUAAGUUCAUUUACCAGGUGUCAAAGAUUGACUGUUGCUGUUUCUUUGCUUCUGACUUCAAUGAUGGUAAGCUCAAUGUACUAUGGAAAGGUAGAUGAACGCCCAGAUCCAAAAGCAGAAAAUAAAAGUGUUUUUUUUUUAAAUAAAACACAGAUAUUUGUGGUAUUGAUUUCUACUCUCAUCAAGUUUCCUAUACACUUCUUGUUCUUGAAACUUUUUCGUUCAAUAAUACCAUUUGAAAAUUCAGCAUCUGAUAAGUCCAGCAAAAGCUCAUCUUUUGAUGAAAGAAAUACAGAACUAGAACAUGAAGACAACAUUAUAAAUUCAAGCAAAGAAGCAUUACACAUUGUUAUAGACAAAGACAAACCAUCAAUAAAAAAUGUGAAAAAAAGGUUUUUACCACAUUGGUGUUUAUACAUUGCAUGGUUUCUUUGCAUUAGUAACAUUUUAGUUUGCAGCUUUUUUGUUAUGUGGUAUGGAAUAAAAUUUGGAAAUAAAACAUCAUUGAAUUGGCUAACAAGUGUUACUAUUGAUUUUACUAAAGAGAUACUUUUAACUGAGCCAAUAAAAAUAUUUAUAUUGGCUGUUUUUGUUGCACUUUUUAUCAAAAAAGCUAAUGAAGAAAAUGAAAAUGAGUUUGAAAGUAAAGGUAAGAUGUUGGCUCUUGAUGAAAAUUGGCUUCACAAACCAAAAAAUGAAGCAUCUAUUUUUGAUAGACCAGAUAUUGAAAUAAAUCCUCUCGAUUCGUCAACAUUAGCAAGUAUGAGAGAUUUAAGAUUUAAAAACUUAAAAAUGGUUGCUAUAACACAAGAAUUAGUUUUGUACAUUUUUUAUGCAGUUUUGGUAUUAUUGAUUGGUUUUUCAACACGGGAAAAUAUUGCUUUUUGGCAAACUCGCAACAUUCAAAAUCUUUUCAACCUUGUACUUAGAGGGGUCCCAAGGCCAAAAGAUUAUGUUAACAUUUACAACCAGAUUCAAUCAUCAAAAGAUUUUUGGCCUUGGAUGGAAGAAUUUUUUAUACCUCAAGUUUUUCCUGAAAAGUGGUAUAACUUGAGUGAUUUUUAUGCAAACACAGAAAAGAAAGAUUUUCCUGGAAAAUUAUUUUUAAAUGAUCUUAAUUCGAAGAUUGUAAAUGGGAUUAGAAUUAGACAAGUUCGUGUACAGUCAAGCUCCUUGCUAGACGGAUACCAAACCUACUUUAAAUCAUUAGCUUCCAUUAUUUCACUCUUAUUGGGAAAGUUUAGUUACAGACUAUUUGAAAACGCUAAUUCUGUUCUUGGACCGAUCUUCUUUUUUGGAUUUAAUGCCAUUGUAAUUUGGAUUGUUAUGAACAUUUUUAUAUCAAUCUUAAAUGAUGCAUUCACUGCAGUUCGUACAAAUCUUCAGUUCCAGACUAACGAUUAUGAAAUUGUUGAUUUUAUGAUUGUGCAGUUUAAAGACUGGCUUGGAUUACAUACUUCGAAGCAAGCAAUUACAAACAACCAAUAUCACAAUAUUAAAAAAUCAGAAAGCAAUAAUUGUUUACCGAUAUCAUUAAGAAAAAAGUUAAGAAAAAGUCAAACUUUUGAGUUUAACGAAGUGAGCAAAACGUUUCACUCAGUUGAGUUAAGUAGCUCAAUCAAUGAUCGUAUUUCAAAACUUUCUAAGUAUGACUAUUUAUUACAAGUGAAAGAAUUCAAUCUUAACCCAAACGAAUCGAUUGAUAAAUUUAUUAGCUGUAUGAAUUUUGUCUACGAAUCAACAAAUAAAAAAAAUGAAGUUAUAUAUUUUGACAUUAACGAUUAAAGAACAAUUAAAUUUAGCUCUAGAUCAUAGAAUCGGCAUCAAAAACUUUAUGAAAUAAUCAUGACUAAACUUUGUUUUAUUGAUUUGUUAAUACUGUUUAUACAUUAUACGUUUGUAAAUGAUUUUGUGGAUAAUACUCCUACAUAGACAUGUUUUGACACAGUAGCAAGGUUUUGUACUCCUACAUCGACAUGUUUUGAUUCAGUAGCAAGGUAGAAUGAGAGAAAUGAGCUGCCGAGACUAUUCUAAAAUAAAAUAUUAACGUGUUUUAAUAUAACUUUUUUUUACUAAGUUUCAAAAACAUAAAAGUUAUGAGGAAUAAAGAAAACUGCGUAUUUUACAGACGAGUUUACGGAUGAUUUGUAAAUAGAUUAGGUUUCUAAAAAUAAGUUUAAAAAUAAAACUAUAUAAUUUUUCAAAAAUUAUGUUUACAAUUUAUUAGUGCAGAACUUGCAAUUGCUUUUUUUUUUUUUUUUUUUUUUUUUUUUCUUCGUUUUCAUUUAAUUUUUAUUGUAAACGCGUAUUUUUAUUUAUUUUUUUUUUUUAACAGUUGUCAUGUAAAAUUUUUUGUUGUAAAAAAUUUUUGUAGUUUCUGUGAGUUGAAUAAAUGUUGAUCAAGCACUA